AUGGGGCCUGCAGAUUCUGCCUCAAACCUGUCCAACCAGUUGUUUGGGAGGAGGGGGCACCUGGGAGGGGCAGCAGGAGGGGCCAGGAGCAGCCUCCCCCAUCCAGCACAGGCAGAGGAACCUUCAGGGCAGUGGACGCUUCAGACAGACCCUUGGCAGGAUAGACUGACAGACGGCUGGGUGCUUGGCCUUGCCAUGGGGCACAGAAGGGGACAGUCCCAGCUCCUCAUGCCGCUGUUGGUACUGCUGACCUGUGUCCAGACCCGGAUGGGCCUGGAGCACAUCAGUUAUGUGCCCCAGCUCUCAGAAGCCACCCUGGCGGGGCGGCUCACCCAGUCCACCUUCACGCUGGAGCAGCCACAGGGCAUAUUCAGUGGCCCCAACAUCUCAGAUAAGGACAUCAUCUGCCUGGUAGUGGCCUACAGCAAUGCCACCCCAAACUUUAAGGCCCCACAGAGGGUAGAGGAUAGCCCUGCUCCUGCCAACUUCUCCUGGAGUCGUUACUACCUCACACUGAUGGCCUACCGGGCACUUUACUCUGGCAGCCGGGCCGGCAGCCAGGCCAGCAGCCAGCUCAGUAUUCUCCGAGUUGGCAACAACACCCACUGUGCCCCAACAACUAUGGGCUGCAACUAUCCCCUGCCAGGCCCAGGCCCCUACAGGGUGAAGUUCUUAGUGAUGAAUGACAAGGGACCUGUGGCUGAGACAGAGUGGUCCAGCAAGAUCCAGCUGCUCCAAGCCCAGGCAAUCCAGGAUGGCAGGGGGCCCCAGAGUCCAGGCACCGUUGUCAUCAUUGCCAUCCUGUCGAUCUUCCUCGCCAUCCUUCUCACUGCCCUUCUCACUGUGCUCAUAUACACCUGCUUCCACAGCUGCAGGAGCGCCCCCAUCUCGGGCCAGGAUGGGACAGGGAAUGUGAGCAGAUACACCACCCACCAUGAGUCCACUCUGGCUGCAGGGAGCUCCUGA
Otolemur garnettii (small-eared galago) is the source of this 966-nucleotide messenger RNA. It is a transcript of the gene UPK3BL2, whose product is annotated as uroplakin 3B like 2. The record is from RefSeq and is a predicted model, not a curated record. NCBI's taxonomy places the organism in Eukaryota, Metazoa, Chordata, Mammalia, Primates, Galagidae.